Messenger RNA from Pseudovirgaria hyperparasitica, 504 nucleotides. RefSeq lists its product as uncharacterized. The record is from RefSeq and is a predicted model, not a curated record. Lineage: Eukaryota; Fungi; Ascomycota; Dothideomycetes; Acrospermales; Acrospermaceae. The transcript has 2 exons. The coding region runs from base 1 to 504 and encodes 167 amino acids.
AUGUCUGCCUUGUUGGAAUUCGUGGGUGUGUGUUUCACCUUCACGCCGCCCCGUCUACAGGAUACCUGGUGUACAGAUCCUUCGACUGGCAAUGCUACUAUAGUAUGCACCCCUCACCCAUCAACCAAUCCCACUUUGGCAACGAUGCAAAUCCUCCGUUGCGCCCCAGAACCGUCCUACUGGAUUCCUGUCGGUAGUGCUGUAUCCGGCGAUGGGGCAAUCCUCGCUGAGCGCACCCAGCAACCCAUGCAUACAGCAUCGAAACUUGUCUGGCUUAUUACCUCCAAGAGCAUCAUCAAUCCUUCGGGGCGGUUGUUAUUAUGCACCACCUCGGCCGGCGCAUCGACAUGCAUAGACCCAGAUAUCGACCCACCCCUGCUCACGCAGCACGAAUCCUUCAAUCAACUGCCCGCACACGCACAUGGCCGGGCACAUCCCAUGUGGCGAGGCGACGGACCGCGCCCUGUCGCCUCAAUCUUGUUCCCAGCGACUCAGAUUGGGUAG